GUGGUGUGGAAAGUACAUUUUUGUCCAAAAGACACAAGGAAAAUAACUUGUUACCUUAAGAGGGAUUGAAGAACAAGUAAAACCCUCUCCACAGGAAAAUAAGUGCCUAACCAUGGAAGACUCGUUGAUUUGGAGGGGAGUAAUGCUUUGGAAGACACGCAGUAUUAUCCAUAUUCCUCAGAGUAUCCUUAGAUAUGUGGAACUUAAUUUUACAAUUUUCUGGAUUUUAUAAUUAUGGUGCUUACCUUGCCAGAAGACAGAUGAGUAUCUGGUAUCAAGAAAACAAUCUCAACUGACAUGGAAAUUCUUCCAUUCUAUAUAGCUAACCGUGAUUAUCAGAUCCGGCUCUUCAGCUGACAGUGGAUCUUGUGAAAUUAUGUAUAUACAGAACAUCUGAGAAGAAUCAUAAAGCAGAAUCAUAGAAUCACUAAGGGUAGGAAAGACCUCCGAGAUCAUCCAGUCCAACCAUCCACCAACCCCCACUAUUUCCCUACUAAACCAUAUCCCUUAGUACAAUAUCUAAACGUUUCUUGAACGCUGUAAGGACUUUCUCAAGAAGGAAAUUUCUUGUCACUCUCUGGUUGAGAAGGACUCACAACAUGCAUAAGAAUUCUAAAAAAUCCCAAUUACAAUUUCCUGCCAAGCACAGAAUCCCACUGCAAAGCCCAGUCAGGUCAAAACAUUUGCUCAGUAAAGGAUUCCCUUUCACUCUUCACUGUGUCGAGUGAUCUGACUAGAAGAAAAUUAUUUUCUAAAAAUUUGGAAAGAAUAAGACAUUAUUCAGGGUCACUGGAAUACUUACUGCUAUUUCCUAAGGACAACUAAUGAAACCAUAUCAGAAUUUCCCAGCACAUCCUGUAUGCAUUAUUUCCUGCAGAGGAGUUCACACCCGAGACGUGGGCAAAGGUGGAACUGAGGUGUUAUACAGCACAAUGGGAGGUGUCUCCAUCAAGGCAAUCAAGACCAGAAUAUAAUAGCUUUUAAAAUUAUUAUUAUUUUAACAAUAAAGCCUAAUUUCAAAUGUGAAUAUUUGCAGCUUCCUAAGUCCUUCUAUCAUGAAACCCAUGAAGGAAAAAAAAAUUUCUGAGAAAAUAAGGAUCAACUCAAAACUUUGAGAUUAUCUUGGAUGAUACGGAUACAAAGGGAAAUGGUCAGGUUGACAGUUGGACAUGACCAUCUUGAAGGUCUUUUCCAAUCUAUGUCAUUAUAAAUGCAAAUAUUAAAGUUGUACAGGAGAGAAAUCAUCCUUAUUUUUACUAUGUUCAGUUACCAGGGAAUUCAAGAAAGAAGGAAGUGGAUAUGAAAGCAGAAGUUGCAACUGUCAAACAAAAUGUUACUUUGCUGAAUUAACUGCAGUGCUUCGUAGGUUUAAAUGUUAGGUGAAUAAUAUGAUUAAUAUAUAUAUUAUUCCAUAUGUAUAUUAUUAUAUACAUACUACAUAUACACAUACAUUAUAUACAUAUAUUAUUCAAUAUAUGGUAAUUACUCAAACAUGAUUAAGAUACACUUCUGUAUACUACUUGCUGCCUGUGUGUCAGCUCAUUUACAUCUAUGAUAAUAAGUGCCUGUAUUAGACCACUUAUGCAUAAAGUAAGCAUACACGAGCAGCACUGUUAAGUCAAAACAAGGGUACUCAAAGUCCAAAUCUUGUCUGCACAGUGGUUAUAUACCAGGAAAAGCAAGCACUUCCCCUGAAUACUGUCCCAACCUCUGACUACAUUUAGUCUGGGGGAUUUCCUGGGCUAUGUUUGUUUUCUCCAUAUUUACCAGCUCCAGUAGACUUCUCCUCUGUAUUUUGUUCAGUAUUCUCAUGGAUUUAUGUCAAUUUUAAGCAGUCAAUGCUCCUUGGCAACAUUCAUCUGAUCAACUUUUUCCUUGCACAUAGCACUGGAGUUGGGGAAGCCCAGGGGGGGGGAAGCACCUGGUUGCAAGAGCUUCCUUUGUUUACUCCCAGUCAAGCAGUAAACGAUCAAUUCCAUCCAUUCAUCCACAUGACAGAGUUUUGUAGACAUGAUCACUUCCUCUCCUAAAUAGUUUAUUUCCUGUGAAGUCCUAUCCUGCUUAGUUAUUCUUAAAAGAGAAGGCACCGGGCUUUGGAAAUUGUUGCUCUCCUCUGGACUCUUCUACUUUCACUAUCCUUCUACUGACAAAAGGGGACCAGAAGAAUCGCUGUUGUAGGUACGUUGCUGUGAAUCAUACCUAAAAACACCUGGGAAAGGCUUAUUUUGUGGUGUAAAAUGAAAAUGUUGAAAAAUACCUGUCAAAUGAUUUUUUUUUUAAAUCAUAAAAACAGAAGCUUGAAAUACAGCUAUGCAAAAAAACAAAGUUUAAAUGUCAUUAAAAAAUAUCCAAGCCUUCAUAAAUAAAGUUUCCAAGAGAAGUAACCUUUGGCCCAGAAAAGACAGUUAUAAAAAGCUUUGUCAUGCAAAGUGAGCAAAGAUGUCUUGGACUCUUUAGUGAAAUGCUUUCCUCGAGGCCAAGAUCCAGGAAAGUAUCGUGAGGAGCUUCAACUGAGACUCCUCACUGAGGAAAAGCAAAGUUUGCUUCCUGACUUGGAACCACAUUGUCAGCUGUGACUGCCCAGGGUUCUUGCAUAGCUGGCCAUACUCAGGCAAGGCACACACACCCAUCCUAUUCACUGGUGGUCAGCUAAUUCCAUGGCACAUUGACAAGUGCAGACAGCUGCCCCAGUGGCUACUCAGCAUCUCAGUAAUGAAAACCUAUUAGUAAUUCUAGUUCUCUAUUCUAGUCAAACGUGGUCCUUUUUGCUACCCCACCCAAAUUAACUGGCAGCCCUAUGCUGUUUCUGCAGCGGCUGGCUUUGCAGCAGACCAGACCACUGCACGCUUAAGAUCAAGUGGAAAAAAUUAAAUGCUUCAAUGAAGGAGUGCUGUCAGUGUCAGGAACAGCAGCAUGACCUUACGUUCCUCUGCAGUGAAAGGUUCACUCAACAGCAAUCUUGGAUGUGGGUAGCAUAGAAUCACAGAAUUGUGAAGGCUGACAAAGACCUCUAAAAUCAUCCAGUUCAAGAGACAGAGGGAAGCAUGAACUUUUAUUGAAUAAACUGUCUUGCAGUACGACUCUGGGAUGCAUGCCACGGCCAGAGACACCUGAUAGGCCUGCGGGAAGACACGGCCCAGGCGCCAGUGAUUGGUGUGAAACACUGAUGGCGAGCACAAGAGAGGUGGGGGGGAAUGGAGCGGGCAGCGGCGCUGGGGAAAGCCCAGGAACGUGUGCUGGGGCUGGAGUGCUGCUGGCACACGUGCAGCAGGUGAGGCCGGCUCAUGGUGAUGUCCAAGCAACGGAUGGUGGCAUCGCUGUGGGAAGGGUGGUGGUAUCCACCAGUGAAGGUGAGGAGCGGCAACACGGCCAAGCCAUGGUUUGUGACAUCUCCGUGCGAGGGAUUGUGACUGCUUGGCCCACGCUGCUUUAACGCGGGCGCAGCAGCCCAGCCCGGCAGUUCGUGCCUGGCCUCCAACCGAGCGUGUGUGCGAGGACUGGAGUGUAGACGGGGCGAGCUUUGGAGCUGGAACGCGCUCUGGGUGCUGCUAGCGCAGCUCUCAGCCGCCGUCUCAGAGCCACUUGUGCUGUACCCCGACCCUGCUGGCAGCAGGCAGCCGGGACAUCGCGGAGAGGCACGUGCAGCAGCGCAGGUAGGCAGCAUGGCAAUGCCUCACACCAGCAGCUGGUGGGAUCGCUUGUCCUCUUCCAGCAUGACACCUGCUAUCACAGCACCUUAGCUUAGGAGCACACUGUCAUCUCCCGCUCCCCCAUGCCCACCGCAACUGGUGGAAGCAUGGAGCUGGCAGUAGAAACACCAUGCCCCGUAGGCCUGGACAACUGGAACAGCGUGCCACGCCAUGCUGCCACCAGUUUUCCUUCCACUACACCCAGCCGUGCAAUAGCAGCAGGCCCCAGUCUCCGCUGUGCAAACCGCACAUGCAGUCCAUCAUCCACACAGUGCAGGAGGACAACGAUAGUGAGGAGCUGGUCCUCAGGCCAGCCGCAACAGCAUCUAUUGCCUCAUAUUGAACCCGUCCAGCUUUGUCAUGGCAUCUUGUGGCACCAACUCAACACAAGUUGGCUACAAAGUUACAGGGGCAGUAGAAACGUGCAAUUUUUAUUUUUCCCAAGUAUAUCACCAUUAGAAAGGAAAAUCACGGAAUGAUGGAUGGCGAUGGAGGCCCAGGCUGGGGCCCCAAUACAUGCAGCGAUGGAUGGUGAGCUCACCGACCAAGGGGUUGUGAUGUCAGCAAUGCAGAUGACUGUGACCUCACUAGCCCUCGCUCUACAGAUUUGGGCUCUGGCAGAGGCCAGCGUGCACUCGUGCCUGGACUCCCGUUGAGCAUAGCUGCGAGACUCGGAGCACUGAGCAAGUUGCUUGAGUUGUGUUGUGGGGCUGCUGGCAGCAGUUCUUGGUGCCCAUCCCACAGUAUCACCAGCGUUUCCCCCAGCACUGCCUGACUCAGGCAGCUGGGGCCACACAGGGUGCACUUGUAGCAGCAGAGGUGAGUGGUGCAGGACAUGGCCGUGCAGUGUCUGGUGGGGAAGUGGGAGGGUUUGCUGCUGAGGGACCGGGGCAGUGAGUGACCGUGGCCUCUCUCUCUCUUUGCAGUUCGUAACACCUUCUGCCUGCCACAGCACCUGCGAGGGGAGCAGCUUCCCGACCUCAGCUCUCCCAGCCCACCGCACAGCCCGGGGCCAUGGAUGUGCCAUCCAACUGGACCUGCCCCAUCUGCGGGCAAAGUCGGGAGGAUGUCACCUAUGUGACCCCCUGCAAACACCAGCUUUGCUACGGCUGUGCCAUCUGGUGGGCAAACAAGAAGCCGAGUUGUGCCAUAUGUGGGCACAAAAUAACCACCAUCCGAUACUCGGUGAGGUCGGACGACGAUUAUCUCGAGUGUGCUGUCCCACAGCCCGCAGCACACUCUGAGGACAGCCUGCAGGAUGAGCAGGGGCCUGCAGAGCCGGUGCUCAUCCCACCUGAGCACAACUUCCCCGCCGAGGUCUGGGCUGCCUUCUUCAAGGAACAUCCGGAAGACCUCGAGCCCCUGCUCCAGUGGCUGCAGGAGGAGAUCCAGCAGGUGUCCAGCGAUGACUGGUGGGAAGUCUAUGUGGGACAGUGUACCACCGUGAACUUCCUUUGCCAGCACGGGCUGGACGAGGAGGCCUUGGUGCAGGCGCUGCAGCUGAUUACCAACGGUGACGUGGUGCCCUUCGUAAGAAGGCUCAUCAGCACUGCUGCAGCCCUGUACGGCCCCAUGAUCCGCCACGAGCUGGACCACCAGGAAGGCCGUGCUGCUGGAAGGAGGGAGGACAGCCCUGCAGCCAGCCCCAGCACCAGCACCUCCCAUCGGGAGCCUGCUGUCUCGGGCCCAGGCCGCUCCACCAGCCCCGCAGGGCCCAGCACUGAGCCAGGGCAGGCAGCAGGAGCGGGCCCCUCUGCCCAGGGCAGGGACCGCUCGUGUGGGGGGCCCCGGCGCCCCCCGAAGAGGAAGGCCCGCAGCAGCCCCCAGGACUCCUCCCCGUCCCCCAAAAGGCGGCCCCGGCGGCGGCGCUAGGCCAGCAGCGCACUGCCCUCAGGGCACGGCUCCAGCGGGCUGGGAGGCCAACAUCUACCUCUCGGCCUGCUGGUUGCUGGCAGAAUAAACAUCAGUUAAAACAAAGAAGAAAAUGUCUCUGUCUUAUUGACAAGGCUGUGGGCGUUGCU
Molecule: messenger RNA, 5710 nt
Organism: Gallus gallus (chicken)
Lineage: Eukaryota; Metazoa; Chordata; Aves; Galliformes; Phasianidae
Exons: 1
Coding region: 4704-5561 (285 amino acids)
Molecular function (GO): metal ion binding
Source: RefSeq, a predicted model, not a curated record